Molecule: messenger RNA, 3002 nt
Organism: Astrephomene gubernaculifera
Lineage: Eukaryota; Viridiplantae; Chlorophyta; Chlorophyceae; Chlamydomonadales; Astrephomenaceae
Source: the annotation of a GenBank genome assembly
GUUAAGAGCAAUCAAAAGAUAACUCUCUCGCCUUUCCAGUUGCACUACUUCCCCGACUGUUCCCGCAACUAGUGUACACUCGGUCGGAAAGACGGACAUCGCAAUACGGUUCGCUGAUUAACCCAUGCAGCUUGAAUAGAGAAGACAUACUUUAGGUGUCGCUACAAGCGCUGUUGCCUUCGUUUCCCAACGGUGCAUGCUUGCCGGCGUGGCAUCGGUGCUGCGUGGCGCGUUCCUCCGGCGGGGGUAUAUGGCCUUGCUGACGACGUUCCAGGACGCUCAAGUAACACUCCGCGGCCCCGGAUCCUUCAGCGCGACUCCCAAUCGCCGCCUGCUGACCCCUACAUCUUCAGCCCGUUUCAGCACCACCACCGCCCCCAACUUUCCUCGCCCGCUAGCCUCCUCGCCUAGCGGCGUCUUCCCUCCUUCCCGCUACACACCCUUUCUGCUAGCGUCCACAACCACAAAAUCCGCGUCCAUGUCCAGCCCGGUCAAUGACAUCUCUUCAGCGGCGGCCGCAACGCCUCCACCCGCCUCAACCGUCGAGGUUCGCGACACCGUCGCCCUCACACCCCAGGAGCAGGAGCUGUUCGAUACGCUGCUUGCCGCCACACGUCAUGCUGGCGUAGCAACGGUGCUGCGUUGCGCGGGCGGCUGGGUGCGUGAUAAGUUGCUGGGUCGCGACAGCCAUGACAUUGACAUUGCGCUGGACGACCGGCUGGGAAAGGAUUUUGCGGAGCUGGUCAACGACUUCCUGAAGGCGCAGGGUCGUGAGGCUCGCCAUGCAGCCGUGAUCCAGUCCAACCCCGAUCAGUCCAAGCACCUGGAGACGGCGCGCAUGAAGAUCGGGGAGGUGUGGAUUGACCUGGUCAACCUGCGCUCCGAGACGUAUGCGGCGGACUCGCGCAUCCCCACCAUGACGUUCGGCACGCCGGAGCAGGACGCGUUGCGGCGUGACUUCACCAUCAACGCGCUCUUCUACAACAUCACGGCGGGCGGGGUGGUGGAGGACCUCACCGGCAAGGGGCUGCAGGAUCUGCGGGAUGGCCUCAUCCGUACACCGCUGCCGCCGCUGGAGACCUUCCUAGACGAUCCGCUGCGCGUGCUUCGUGCCGUACGUUUCGGCACGCGGUUUGGAUUCCGCCUGCAUCCGGACAUCUUGGAGGCAGCGGCUUCGGAGCAGGUGAGGGUGGCAUUGGCAACCAAAAUUAGCAAGGAGCGCGUCGGCACGGAGCUGGAGGGCAUGUUCAACGGCCCAGCCCCCACCGAGGCUGUACGGCUGCUCCACCGGCUGGGCCUCUUUCCCACCGUGUUUGCGCUGCCGCCCCCCCUGGACGGCCGCCUGGGCCCCUCGUACGGCGGCCCCUGCUGCGUCAGCAUGGGGGCAGCGGAGCAGCUGCAGCGGGACUUGGGGCUCGAGCUUGACAAGGACGAGCGCCGCUUCCUGCUGCUAGCCGCCCUGCUGCUGCCGCUGCGCGGCCUGCAAGCACCCGCCGCCAAGGGCAAGUCGCAGCCCGCCACCGCCGCCCUCAUCCGCGAUUCCCUCAAGUGGCGAGUCAAGGACAUCGAGAUGACGGCCGUACUGCAUGAUACGGCAGCGGAACUCGCGGCGGCGCAUGCCGUACUCAAGGAGGGUAGCGGCGGUGCGGAGGGCAGCGGCGGCGGGGUGCAACAGGACGUGCGAGUGAUGCUGGGUCAGGCCAUUCGCAAGUUGAAGCAGCACUGGAAGCUAGGCAUCGCACUAGCGCCGGUGAUCCUCAUGCGCGCCGCCACGCCCCUCGGCACCGACGGCGGCGCUGCCAGCAGCGACUCCGACGCAUCCGAGUGCGGCGGCGGCGCCGACAGCGACGCCGAGGCUGCCGUCGCUGCUGCCAGCGCCCGUGUUGAGAUGGCUCGUGAGCUGCUGGCGGCGGUGGAGGCUUUCGGACUGUCGGAAUGCUGGAGCUGGAGGCCGCUGAUGGACGGGAAGAAGGUGAUGGGCCUGCUGGGUUGGUCCAAGCCGGGUCCGGAGCUGGGUCGGGUGAUGGCGGCGGUGAUGGACUGGCAGCUGGGCAACCCGGGCGGCAGCGCGCAGCAGGCGGAGGAGAUGGUAAAGCAGCGGUUCGGGGGGCCGGCUGGGAGGACGUGAGGUGCGCGACAGAGGCGUGAAUAGUAGACCAUAGUGGUUGUGGUGGCAGCAUCAGGAUGGUAGCUUUGCUUUUGGCUUUACUGGAGGGGUUCAGCCGACAUGAAGUGUAAGGAGAUAAGAGUGGAGGGCACAGAGAUGAAUGUAGGGAGAUGAGAGAUGGACGUAGUAUACCGGUGGUAGGGAUUGUGUUAGCAGAGCGUGGAGGAUGCAGGAGGGUUACAGAAGUGGUACGGACCGGUAGUUACAGGGGCACUAAGUUAGCAUGAUGGGUCGGGGCUGGCUGCGGCCGGGGGCUGGAGGGUUAUGGUCGGAGGAGUUGAUGAUUAGGUACAUGUAUACGACAUGCCUCCCUAGUAGUAGGGAGUGCAGCUGGAUGUCCGUCCCGUCCCGCUUGGACUUUGCUGUUUCGGUGUACGCUGAGCGGCAGAGUCUUUGCGGUCGGGCACCUGGUCGGGCAGGGCCUCGUUGGAUAGGGCAGCCAGGCAGGAUUCCCAGGAACUUGCUGGAGCCGUAACGGAGCCGCAAGGAUGUGGGGCUCGUUAGCCGGUUAUGGUGAAUGAUCUAGUUGGACGGCAGAAAGCAUAGACGUUUGGGCUUUUGGCGCAGCCUGCGUAUGAAAAUUUAAUACCAUGUGGUAGGUUUUCAAAUUCUCUAUCCAAUGGUGUUAAGAUUGACGACAAUGCGCAGAUGGGGCCGACAGUGCAUCAGUGCGACAUUGAUGUUGAUGUUGCGGGCGUCAAGACAUCCAUUGCUACACAUGCAAGCGCCAUGUGCACCACCAGAGCGUCGUAGCCUUGUUUCUUUUGGUGUUCCUUUUUGGUGCAUGAAUAUCGCCUGAGCGGGAGGGACUCCCCCUCUCCCAAGCAUUUGCGGC